Molecule: messenger RNA, 915 nt
Organism: Lactuca saligna
Lineage: Eukaryota; Viridiplantae; Streptophyta; Magnoliopsida; Asterales; Asteraceae
Source: the annotation of a GenBank genome assembly
AUGCUCACAUUGUCUUCCUUUAUUCCUUCCCUUAUCACAACCAACAACUCAUUUCUCAUCGUCUCUGUCACAUCCUUUAUAACGAAGACGAAGCAUCAUGGCAAAGAUGAUGAUCCUAGGAGCCCAAAGUUAAUUAAUGUUGAUCAGAACAAUGUUUCUUCGCCUUCCAUCGUGAAGUCUUCCAUUGAGGAUCCUCAUUCAGAGAUUGUCACUCCAAUGUUGAUUGGUCAAAUCGGAGAUACUGAUGCAGCAAGUGUUGACCCUCUCGGUUAUCUUGAUUUACAAGGCCUUUGUGAUACAGACCAUUUGGAUUCAAAGAUCUUUUCCCAUUUGCAUUCUCAGAUUCAUUUAGAGUUUGGAUCUUUAUACCUAGGUAACCCUACAAUUGAUAACUCUAUGCAAUAUCAGUAUGGUUCAAAUGUGAAAGAGAUCAUGGAGUUUUUGGAUAAUGUCUUAGUUGAACCAGCUCGUUUUCCUUUGGAGGAUACUAGUUAUAAGGAUGUUUGGCCUGCUCAAGUUUCUAUGGAAAUGGAUCAUUUUAAAGAACAUGAAUCUAUUAGCGAGUUAAAGGGCAAAAUGGUUUAUGAUGCAAAUCGUAAUGGACCAUAUGUUAAGGAAAGAAGGAUGCCAUUUUACAUGGGAUACGAAUUGCAAGGCAAUUUUCCUGAUGAAAAUGUCAUCUGGUUCCCUCUUGUUGAAGACCAAGUUAAGAGUUUUGUCAAGGAAGAACAAGAACUAUACAACAACAACGACGAUUUAUUAGCAUCUGGGAAUGACGUCAACUCUGGAACGGGAAUCAUAAUAAGGAAUUGGAAAAAGAUUGAUUGCACCGGAUCCAAAGAAUGUUUAUUGCCAAAUAACUUAAUGACUGAAACUGAAAUGCAUCGUGCAACCCUUGCUAGAAGAUUUUUCUGA